Encephalitozoon hellem ATCC 50504 is the source of this 306-nucleotide messenger RNA. RefSeq lists its product as uncharacterized. Lineage: Eukaryota; Fungi; Microsporidia; Unikaryonidae. The record is from RefSeq and is a predicted model, not a curated record. The coding region runs from base 1 to 306 and encodes 101 amino acids. The transcript has a single exon.
AUGGAGAGGAUUGAGCUUGUAAAGAGUAUAGAAGCAAAUGCAGAAAGGAUUCUAGAGGACUUCACGGAAAUCCUGCAGUACCUGCGGUCUGAAGGAUCUGAUAGGUGUGACGAGGUCCAGAACCUGCUUUUUGCAACAAGGAGGAUGGUUGAUCUUAUUGACUCAGCUCUAGAAAUAUACCAUUAUCUCAUAAGACUUAAAUAUCUUACAGCUGAUACUCAGAGAUCGGAGACUGCAGAGAGUCGAGAUAGGGACAAGAUGCUUGAGGAGAUGUUUCGAGAACUGAAUAGUAACCUGGGUGUUUAG